Neolamprologus brichardi is the source of this 892-nucleotide messenger RNA. The record is from RefSeq and is a predicted model, not a curated record. Lineage: Eukaryota; Metazoa; Chordata; Actinopteri; Cichliformes; Cichlidae.
GUUGUCCUGCAGGACGCUCAGUUUGACUCCCAGAGGGCGAUCCAGCAAACACUACAGAAGUCAGAGAGCACGAAGAAUCGGAUUAAUGCUCGAGCUACUGAAGAGGUGAACGUCUCGCGCUCUCAGGUUCUCUUCACCUCGUUGGUCAGCGUGGAUGUGCAGGAGGAUCAGCUGAUAACCCAGCUGCUCCAAGAUAAGCUGCUGCUAGCUCCACCUUCCCAGUGUCGCGGAAGGAGGGACAUUAAAGGACCCUCCUCCCUGUUUUUCAUAACCUCUGACCUGCUCAGGCAAAAGCCCCUUUCACCAGAGGAGGUCCCACUCAGCCGCAAGCUCUCCACAUCGGCUUGCCCCGCCCACGUGACUUUUGACCUGUACAGGCGGCAGCAGUCCUGGGAGACGACGCCCUGACGGGAGACGGCGCCCUGACGGGAGACGACCUGCCUGCCGACUGGGAUAAAGAUGGACGACACUGUGACGCUGGCGUUAGAGCUGAAACUGGAGGUGAUGAGUGAGGGAAGGCUGACCUGUGAGGGUUUUCCAGAGAUGGUAGGCCCGCCCGCCGUGAUGCCAGAAGUGACGUCACAUUUGCUUUUGUUUCACAUUCUCGUGUUUCUUCUUUGUAACCUCUCAUUGUGACGACAUGUCCGUGAAGCUCGGGGCUUUGUGUCCUCGACGUGUUUUUCAGACGCAGCCUGAGAUUUACUGGAGGAAAUGCUUAGUCAACACAUUGAUGAUCUAUUUCAGGAUGAAGUGGUCAAAGUGUAUCUGUUGUAAAUGUUUCAUGUAAAUGAAAACGUGUUUCCUUAGAAACGGUUAGAAAACGAUAACAAUUGAUCUUAGCGUGAAAAAACAUUUUCCCCUGUUGGUGUCGCAGUCACACAGGACGUGUGUG